Molecule: messenger RNA, 1056 nt
Organism: Lottia gigantea (owl limpet)
Lineage: Eukaryota; Metazoa; Mollusca; Gastropoda; Lottiidae
Exons: 1
Coding region: 1-1056 (351 amino acids)
Source: RefSeq, a predicted model, not a curated record
AUGCUCCCCAACUACAACAACCACUGGCAAGAAGCCAGAAAUAGAAACACUAAUCGUCAACCAAACCAAUAUCACGUACCCUACAACGGCCUUGUCUUCCAUCGACCUCUACCACCUACCACCAACCCAUCCAGCUAUAUCCCACCCCAUCGCCGACCUACCUACAACACCUACCAAUCAAGAGGUAACCAUCGACCUGACCAACAACAGAAACGACUACCAGCCCACCGACGCCAACCAGUCCCCACUCAUAAGGAGGAAGAACCUUUUGUGAAGGUGUUCUUCCAAGUUUUGCAGUGCCUCCAUCAUUUGGCAAUCCUUACCCUUCAACAGCAAGGCCAACCAGCCUUUACCUUCAAACGCAAAGUCUCUGAGUUGGAUAGUUUUAUCCGUCCAGCAAUGAAAACAUCAGCUGUCGACGCGAAUAUUAGAUCCCUCAAUCGGACAUGGCUCUGUAAGGUUACGCAGGUCCUGAUCGACCAUUACCAAACCACACUUCAAGAGAAGCUGACCACCAUUCGUACCAUGUCUUUAUCAUCACCUGCCGUCGACCGCAUCGUUUCUCAUGCCCUGUCCUGGGCCCGUCGCUCCUAUGGGAAACGUCUCACUCAAGCUGUAAUCUCCAAAUUCUACCAAACAAUCAACGAAACAAAAACCAGAGUAACCAUAUCUCUACCAACUGAAAUGGACACUACACCUGCACCAUCUAGAGCCACCACGCUGCCGAACCAAACCCCUAAACGAGCCCGAAGUUCACCUACUCCUAGUCCAGCAGACAUAGGUAAACGCUCUUGUAGAGAGGGCACACCCCUUCUCUUUUCACUUUCAGACUCGUCUUCCCCUUCCACACCAUCUGCAUCUUCACCACGUGAUCCAAGAUCCGCCAACCUUUCUUCCUUCUGUGCGUUUUUGGACCAGCAAACCACCCCUCAGUCUCCAUCCAAGUCGAGACGUGUAUCCAGACCUUCCCCUCCUCGAACCAGAUCCCAGUCCGUUCCCAAUGCUACAAUUGUUUUGCCGACCUCUGCAGCUCUGUUUGCAGAGAGGUCCUGCUGA